AUGGAAGCCGGCUGGAUUCGUCACACUGUCCAAGAUUCAGAAAGUGGACCGAAAGUGAAACAGGAUGUUGAGAAUGGUCAUGAAGCUGAUUUUGGUUUCCACUGUUCCUGGUUCAUGAGUGUUGAUGGAAUCAAAAGAGACAACAGCUGCAACGUGAACAAAGUUCGGAAAGCACCCUCUCUACCCUUUACUGACUCUCUGCUGCCCUCCCCUGAGAAUCUAAUAUCAGUGCUAGCAUUAAGCAACAUUGCACAACCCAUUCCAUCCAACAAAAGGACAUUUAAACACAUGUACAACUUGAAUGGGUUUGAUUACAUGCAGUUACCCGUGACUGAAUGGAAUGAGAGCCAUGUUAAAUGCUGGCUAGAGUCCAUUGGAAUUAAGAAAGAAUAUGCAGAAAAGCUCUACGAAGAGGAAGUAACUGGCCCGGUGCUCAAAGAAUUAGACGAGCCUUUCCUUAAGAGCAUUGGCAUGAAAGGAGGCCAGAUUCACAUAUUGAUGUCCAAAAGAAAACAACUUUGGGACUGGAAUACUAGACCAGUUUCCACCCAAGCAGUUCAUGACAAUGUUGAUAUGUUGAACAACGAGAAAACUAAGACAGAAAAAACAAAGACCAAACACAAAGAGCCUGCCUUAUUAACUGAAGAGAGAAAAGGGGGUGUAGAGGAACCCAAAUGCUCCCAGUUUGAUAUGAAACCAGUUUCUUUACAACAUAAAGCUGCAAAACGACAGCAGUCAGGCAAGAAAAGCAUUUCUAUUUUUAGCAAAACAGAAAGUACGAUGAAUACAGUCAUUUCAGAUAACCCAGUAGCACCAUUACAUCAGACUAACUGUAGACCAUUCAACAGCAACAGUAUUAAUUUUAAGUAUAUUCAAAACACAGUCCUCCCUCCAGAAACAGGAGUUCUCAAUUUAAUCACCCCUUGCCAUGAAUACAAAUCUUUUACCACGGCUGCAUCACUGGACAGAACAAGACUGCAAGCAAAGUUUGCCUGUGAGGUGAUGAAAUUUGCUUCUGCUUGCAUGAACAUCCGAACAAAUGGUACUAUUCACUUUGGAGUCAAAGACACAGUUGAGAACAAAGGUUGGCAACAUGGACAGAUAGUUGGUAUUCAUAUAAGAGACAGAGAAAUGUUUGUGGAUGCUUUAGAUUACAUUGAAAGGUGUUUUGAAUCACAUGUUCAGGAAGCUGCCAGGCUAUGCAUCCAUCCUCCCGUGUUUAUUGAAGUGAUCAGUAAGGACAACCAGGAACAAUAUUUGGUAGUGGAAGUUGACAUUGAACCUUUAUCUAGUACUGUUAAAGGGAAGAUCUUCCAAGUACGUCUACCAAAAUUUAAUGAAGACAGUAAUAAGGUGAACAUCGACAAACAGUCAAUUAUCUUUCAAAGAGUUGGUGCAAAUUCGGAACCAGUAAAGAAUGAAGAUUUAGUGGCAUUCAUUCAAAAUGUACAAAACAGAGAUGCUAGAAGAGAAAAGGCUGAAUCACCAUAUAAUGAACAUCUAAUAGAUGACCCUCAGAACUUAGGAAGAAAAUUAUCUGUCCUACUGACAAAUGGUAAAAAAUAUAUGAAGGACUCUCUGUGGUACAUCUUAGUUACAAACAAGUGUAAAGAGGAAGACCUGAAAUCUAUCAACUUCUUGAUGCGCAUGAAUAUUUUCUGUGUAUUUGACUUUGAUGAGGAUUCCUACACAUCGGGCUUAUAUAGCAAGUACAAAGAAUGCCAUGCAACCAGUUCGCAUUUCUUGCAAAACUAUUCCAAUGAAAGCAAGAUGAGUACAACUGAAUUUCAAAAACAUUUGUGCCUGUUUGUUAAGAAAAGCUGGAUAUUUUGCAAUGGACGCAGUGAUUUCCUUGGCAAUGAAAAUCCUUGUGAUGAAAACACUUGGAUUAGAACCAAAAAGAGAUAUUUGAAAAAAGCAGUAUCUUUUAUCUGUGAAGAACUCCUCCCAAUGGGGUCUUUUCUGGUGCUUUUCCUUCUACUGUCCCCUGUGGAAAAACCAAUUGUGGAGACUUUCCACGAAUUUUAUAGUGAAAUGAAUGGCAUGGAUUUCAUAAUGUGCCUGGCUGAGUCUAGAGAGAACUAUGAGAAAUGGGCUAAUCUGGCUCAAGCAUCCUGCAGCAUGGAGAUCCUGGAACAGAGAAGUAUUGUAGGCAUGAAGCUAAGCCAUGUAGAUGCUACUGUCCAGAGCAUGCUGCCCUCUACAACAUACUGCAGACAUUUACCAGUUUCCACUAAAGGAUUGUGUUCCCUUCCCACUCUGGAAGAAGAGAAAAUGUAUUCUCUUGAAAUACUGUGUGCAGAUCAAUGUGAUGAUAUCAAUUUGGAUCAUCUGACUAAAGAAGAAAUAAAGGCAAUAGAUGAAACUUUUUAUCGAGGUAAGAAAGUUAGUUGGAAAAAUUUCUGGCUGGCUGAUAAAAGGUUGUGUGGGGAACUUAUUGAACGGGAAGCCUGUGAAGAGGUUUUGAAACUGCUGAGUGAUUUUCUAUCUGGGAACUGGUUCAAGUACUCUGUGGCUAAGCUGAAAGUGUUCCAUCACCCUGGAAGUGGAGGAAGCACCAUUGCAAGGCAGGUGCUGUGGAGACAAAGGAAGGAUUUGCGAUGUGCUGUGAUUAAAGGAACAUACUCAGUCACCACUGUCUGCCAGCAUGCAGUUGAUUUCAGACAUUAUGAUGAACAAGACCUCAGAAAUUCUCUUCCUGUCCUUCUUCUGAUGGAGGAUUAUGAUGAAGAAUAUCUUGAUGAAUUAAAUUAUUCUUUAGCUGACGCCAUGGGACCUAAUAAACGCCACCCUUCCAGGCCUUCUUUCAUCCUCCUGUGUUGCAAACGAUCCAAUGCCCCUGAUAAACUUUGUAAAGCUUCUCCACAGGAUACGGUUGCUGUAACUCACAGACUGACAGAACAUGAGAAAAACCUGUUCAGAACAAAGCUGGAAAAUUUUGAAAACCAGACAGAAUUUAAGUUGGAGUAUAUCCUUACUUUUGUUCUCAUGAGUAAUGAAUUUGAUACAACAUAUGUGAGAGAAUUCGUAGAGCACUUGCUCAAAGAUAUAGACUUAUCUUCCCAAGAAACUAGUUUGAUCAGGUAUGUUGCCUUGCUCAAUUUCUAUGUACACAAUUCAUACAUCUCUUUGUCACACUGUGAGGCUUUUUUGGGACUUGGGGCAUACCAAGAAAGGAGUAUAAGGGAAUAUGAUUUUAUAAGUCACUUGAGUGAACAAGCACGGCUAAUUUUCAUUGAGCUGAGAGAAACCACCACCUACAUUUCAUCCAUUCAAAUAAUACACCACCUUGUUGCAAAGGAAAUACUGAAUCAGCUCUCGGGCGAUCGGCCUCAGAGUGAAAUUGCCACAGAUCUUCUGCAGGAAAAGGCAUUGCUUGGUCAUAGGUUUGGGCGUGAAGAGUUUAUAAAGUUCAUCAGAGAUCUGUUCAUAAGACGUGAUAAGAAGAGUAGAGGAGAUAAUGCCGAUAGUCUUUUCUCUCCAUUCAUUGAGCAUGUGUGCAAUACUGAAAACCCUGAAAAAGCUAUAGAAGUUUUAAAAAAUGCUUAUGAAUGCCUGGGGAAAGAUGCAUUCUUUGCCCAGCAGCUUGCCAGAUUACAUUACGUUUAUGACAAAUAUGAAGAUGCAAAAUACUGGGCAGAAACAGCCAAAUCUCAUUUGCCAAAUGAUUCUUUUAUUUUGGACACAGAAGGGCAGGUGUAUAGGAAAUGGUUUAAUUUUAGGGUGGACAAUAGAAAAGAUGAAGAGUCACAUGAAGACAUCAUUCAGAUGAUAGUAAUUGCCCUGAAAGCUAUGAAGUGCUUCAGGAGUGCACAACAAGCUGCAAAAUCUGAACAAGACAGCAUGAAUAACUCUGGUUAUUUUGGAGAAGUAGAAGUGGGUUGUCGUUUACUGAAAUUACUAUCUUCGCUUGAGGUAUUUCCUAAAAAUGCAAGAGGGGAGUAUCCCAAACUUGUCCAGUAUUUACUUACAGACUAUAUUCCAGAUGAUAUUCAGAAGCCAUGGGGGAAACUUCACAGUCAGUUAAAAGGUUUACAUAAAAACAUUUACAAUGCUCUGGACUGGAUUUCAGAAGAUCUGAGUUAUUUCCAGACAGAUAAAAACCAGAGAGAGGAUGAAGAUGGAAGAGAAGAACAAGUUCACAAUCCUCGAGCAUGGCUUAAAAGACAAUGUCAGGUGUACGCGACAUUCUUUAGAUCAGAUGAGCUUAUUAACGAAAAUGAUGCAGGAUCUAAAAUCCAGCUCAUCAGGAAUAUGAAUAUGUAUCAACGUGGAGGUGGGAAUGUGACCACAAUUCUGUCACAACUGACUGAUUCCAAUUCUAGGAAAUCAGUUCAAAAUCUUGAAAAAAUAAUAAGUUACUAUUCAGAAGACCCACAAAAAGACAACUUAGAGGACACCGAACUUAUAAACUACAUUGUAUGCCACGUAACACUAGCAUGUCUGUCACCUGGUUCUUCGAAGAUCCUUGACUUGCAAAUACUCCGAGGACUCAGCAAGAGAUUCUUUAAAAGGAAAAGGCCAUUUCCUGCAAGUGCUCAUUUUUUGCUCACUUUACUGUACUGGCCUGACGGUGCACUAGAUAAAGACUCUAAUCCCGAUAAAGAUGAUAUCUUAAAAUCAGCCCUUCGUACUCUGAAGAAUUUACAUGACAUCAAAAUAAAAAACGUCGCACCAAGAAAGAAGAGGAUCUACACACACUUUUUCUUGGGAACAGGCUACGGGCUGAGGAAGAUCGUGCCCAAAACAACUAUUGAUAAAUUAAUGAGGGGCUCCCUAGAUGAGAGGCGAAAAAUGUGGCAUAAUGGUGAUGUGUGGAAAUUUGACAAAGUUCAUGAAGUCCUAAAAAGAGUUGAUGGAUGGACAGAAGACGGCAGAGUCUUUGCUGUGGGCCAUGCUGGACAGAUUCCAAUUCUCCCUUUGCACUUUGAUUCAGUGCCACCUGGAAAUGAAAAUGUAACCUUUUAUUUAGGUUUCUCUUUUCUGGGGCUUGUUGCCUAUCACAUUCAGAUAAAAAAAUAG
Euleptes europaea (tarantolino) is the source of this 5022-nucleotide messenger RNA. RefSeq names its product sterile alpha motif domain-containing protein 9-like. The record is from RefSeq and is a predicted model, not a curated record. The transcript has 4 exons. Lineage: Eukaryota; Metazoa; Chordata; Lepidosauria; Squamata; Sphaerodactylidae. Gene Ontology annotation, cellular component: cytoplasm. Gene Ontology annotation, molecular function: protein binding. The coding region runs from base 1 to 5022 and encodes 1673 amino acids.